Serendipita indica DSM 11827 is the source of this 1506-nucleotide messenger RNA. The record is from the annotation of a GenBank genome assembly. NCBI's taxonomy places the organism in Eukaryota, Fungi, Basidiomycota, Agaricomycetes, Sebacinales, Serendipitaceae.
AUGGAACUUUACCUGUCAAUCGCCGAUUUCCUUGACCUAGAAACGCGUCUAAGCUUUGCUCAGUCAUUCCGGGCCAUUUUUCUUUUGUCCAACGGUCAUUCCUCGUAUUGGAAGGACGCUGGUAUAUCCUCCAUAACGCUUCCACGACUGGUUGAGGAAGCUGCGCACACGGGCAAGGAGCUACGAGCCUCAGCAGUGAACACGCUCAGAUGCAAGUGGGCAUGGAGACAAACAGAUGUCCAAUCGAUAAGAAAGCUACGAGUUCCACUUCUCAGUGAAAGGGAAAUGUCAUUUGAGCGACAAUUUUUCAUCCCACCGGGCACGAGAUGGCUCUUCCAGUACGGCCACUUGAUGAACACGUUCAAGUCGGAAAUUAGCGUCUUUGACAUGCUCAAAGGGCGAAAUCUUGGUACAUACAAACUCCACCACGUGGUGCUUUCGGCCGCGGGCGUAAGCGUGUCGCCAAAUCAAGUAGCAUUGGCCUUUCUCAGUGCCUCGUCCCGUCGCGCUAACUACAUUGCCAUCUUCACCGCCGACUUUAUAACCGACGGCAGAGGGUCAAUUUACAUCGAGUUUACCGAACUGCGCAAAAUUGAUUCGCAGAUGAUAUUCGAUAUGUGUGUUCUCCGCAACGGCUGGAUUUGCUGGUCCUCCAUGAUCGAGAAGGAUGUGAUGCAGGUGGAGCGCUGGGACGACGAGACAUUGCGUGCAAAAAUACGCUCGUCUGGGGGAAGCGAUUUCCUGAAUAUCAAGAUCGGUCCCGAGUCAAUGGUCGCUCUGACCUCGGACGAUACAUUUGAAGUAUAUCCUCUCCCCACGCGCUCUCCAUCCACUCCAGAUGGCGCGGACGAACCCACAGACAAGAUUCUGAACAGCACAUCAAUCAUCAUGAUGCAAGGGAACGUAGCCUCCGUGUUGGAAUACACGCUCCCGAAAACUCGACGUGCGGACGAGUCUUCGAAAUUUCAUGCCGUCAUUGCCGGAGUGGAUGAUUCCAUCUCCUGGAAUACAUUUCUUCUCGACACUAAAGCAACAACGGAUCAACCGGACGAGAUUGAGGAAACUUCUGUGAUGGCAGAGGAGAAUCUUCCCCCUCCAAUAGAACCCGAAGGUACAACGGCUGGCAACUCUAUCAACAACGGAAAUCCUGUAGUGGAGCAAGAGCCUGUAGUGGAUUCCAUUGGAAACACCCUUAGUCCAAGUACCCUCGAUAACAUAUCGAUCGCACCACCCUUCAGCUACCUCAGCCCGGUCCCCGUGGACUUCUUCGUCGCGUCUGAGUCGGGCAACGCCAUCAUCAGGCCCACCUUGGACAAUCAAAUCUGUCUACGCCGAUAUGGGUGCUCGGCAGACAAAGCAAGCAGUCGACUUUUACUCUCUGGGAGAAAAAGAACGCCAAAGUCGGUUCUUAUGCCCCUUGUUUUCCUUUUCGACGAUAUUUCUGGAAUUGCUCUUACUGCCUCACCUUCGUCGAAUACGUUUGCAGAUCUGCACUUUUUCUGGUAA